This is a messenger RNA of Anastrepha obliqua, 1410 nucleotides long. RefSeq names its product X-box-binding protein 1 (gene Xbp1). Gene Ontology annotation, cellular component: nucleus. The record is from RefSeq and is a predicted model, not a curated record. The transcript has 2 exons. Gene Ontology annotation, molecular function: DNA-binding transcription factor activity, RNA polymerase II-specific; RNA polymerase II transcription regulatory region sequence-specific DNA binding. The coding region runs from base 376 to 1293 and encodes 305 amino acids. NCBI's taxonomy places the organism in Eukaryota, Metazoa, Arthropoda, Insecta, Diptera, Tephritidae.
UAUAAUUGUAUUACAAUUUUGUCCAAAUAGAAAUAACCAGUCCCAAUUGAACACGACAGCAAUUUAGUUGAAAAUGAAUAUCUUACGUUAUGGAUACUGUAACAUAGUAAUUUAAAUUGCAUGAGAAAAAAGGAAGCAAUGAAAGAAAUUGAACCGACGUAAAUGAAAAACAAAUUUGAUAAAAAUCAUAAUAAAGACACGUCAGUCUUGAGCAAUAAUUGAAAGUGUAAACAUGAAUUGGUAAAAUAAUUCAAAGGAACCAGUGUAAUGUUGCAUUAGAAAUUUGAAACACUUCGGAUAAAGCCAUACAAAAAAAUUUAUUUGAUUGAGAACUCGUUAGAUCUUUAAGUGAAGCGGACUCAAACGGAAUACACAAUGGCAUCAACAGCACAAUCAGUUUUUAUAACAGUGCCCAAGUACGUAGCUAUAACGCAUAAUCCAACUAUGACAUUACCGAAGAUAAGGCCUGCACCGACUCCCACGUCAGUGCAGGGAACAGCCGUAUUAGCGUCUGCUGAGAAUGUGAUAGUUGAGGAUGGAGCAUCAGCACCAAGGGGCAAAAAACGCCGCCUUGAUCACCUAACAUGGGAAGAAAAGAUGCAGAGAAAAAAAUUGAAAAAUCGUGUUGCCGCACAGACAUCUCGCGAUCGGAAAAAAGCUCGGAUGGAAGAUAUGGAAAGAGAAAUUGACGAAUUAACACAAAAAACAGAAAUAUUACAAAAUAAGUGCGAAAGUUUGCAAGCUAUCAAUGAAUCUCUUCUUGAAAAGAAUCAUAAACUUGAUAUGGAGUUAGAACUUUUACGUCAACAACUCAAUGAAGUGCAACAACAACAGAAGCAGCAGCAAGAACAACUUGCCAGUAAUGCCACCAACUUAAAAGCUAAAAGUGCAGUUGGUACUUGUGCCGGCUGUGAGUCCAUACUCAAUGGAUCUGCAGUAUCCAUAUAUACUGACCCUCUGCAGCAGGGAUCACGUCAAAUGGACUCUCAGUCGACAGAAGAACAACUGAAAAAGAGCAACUCAGUGGCGUCGCUUUGGAGGAUUGUUGCGCUUUGCCUACUUUUCAAGAUAUGCUCCUCAUCGACGAAGAAUUCGAUGUCAGUAAACUUGAAGAACUUGCCGAAAGCCUCAUGGCCGAUAUCGAAGCAGACCUGGAAAAUAAUAAUGGGUCAGGCAAUGAAAAUGAUGCCAAAAUUACAAGCAGCUCAGAGCGAUUGCUUGGACCAGUGGUGGGGACCAAAACAGAGUGCUUGGAAUCCAGCAAACAUACAAACACACGAAGUAACAGCUUAAAUAAUUCGGAGUGGACGUCACCAAUCCAAACAGAUGAAAUUCGAUUACAAACCAAUUUGCCUGCAGCGACACAAGAGCUAACAGGGCUUAGCGAUUCAUCUAUAGUUAUUGCAUCAG